AAAAGUUGUCGAUGAUGAAUUUGGAAAUUCGGAUUUACGUCAAAUUUUGUAUGGGGAAUGAACGACGACUUCAAGACAUUCAGUUGCACUAAACGCAUAGCGUGGCUGCAAAUCAACUUCACUGCCGCAUUCGAGUCAACUAUUGAUAGCUUUUGCAGGAGAGGAAUACCCACCGAACUGGUCAACAACCUCGACGCGCGAACGACGAUCUAUUUGAUUUGCUCACGAAGCUAACAAUUCUCCCCUUAGUCGAAAUAGGAACGUCUAAGUCAACGACAGACAUGUACUUUGCUUGCGAAGGUAUCCUAGGCUGAAGCGGGCAUCGUCCCUUGUUGUCUGUUAUCCAUUGUAAUAAUGGAGCAUGAAGUUUUUACCGGGAGCUCGAAGUCCGGAGAAGCAUCAUCGAACAACAAGAAGGACGCCGUGGCUGUACCAGGGGGCUCGAAGGAUCAGUUACAGGGCAAACGAAAACGAGUUUCGCAGGCUUGCGAUAAGUGCCGGAGUCGCAAAGACAAAUGCGACGGGAAACGGCCAUCGUGCUCAACUUGUUUGACCCACGGCCGGACUUGCUCAUACGACGCGAAUGUGAAGAAACGCGGAUUACCGGAAGGUGCGUAUUUUUGGUUCUCUUUUGGACACUGGUCUUGCAUGAAUGUUCGAUUCUGUCUGAGUGUCAAACUAUUUGCAUGUUCGAAUGCGUAUCAAUGUCCGGAUGUGUUCGAAUGUCUGAAUUGGUCUGAAUAGUUGAAUGUAUUUGAAUCAUUGGAGUAUCGGAGUGUUGACUAUGUUUCGCUGUUUCAGCCUCUGUGUCCCUUUGAUAACCAAUUACUGAUUAUGGUCUGCAGGAUAUGUCCGUGGGAUAGAGAAAUUAUGGGGCCUAACAAUAAGGGAAGUUGAAGGGGUUGAGGAAGAAAUCCUCUCGGUAUUUAAUGUGAGCAUAAUCAGUCCUUUUAUUCUAGGCUCGAGAUAUCCAUUCUGUAUUAUACGCUCUGGAUGUGAGCGAAUCGAAAUCUUUCGGGAAUUAUAGUAACAGAAGUGUCCCUUUCCCUCGGGACUUUGUAACGCCAUGGGAUAUUCGCCACUUACUGACUUCCCAAUGUUUAAGGGGGACGAGACAAACGAGGCACUUAUUAGUAUUUGGAGAAAUGAGGAUGGCCAAUCGGACAGUCUGGCCGAAGUAUGGCGGAAAUCUCAAUUGUCGAGAGAGCUUGAGAGAUUGCUACCAAUAUUAGAACCAGGACCUGGUAGUGCUGAUAUCACUAAGAGAAAACGGCUCGAUUCAGAUGUCCAAAUAGGGAAGCGACCUGUGCUAGCAGUUGGCCAGUCAGAUUCUCCCAUAUCUGUUCCGGACAAUGAAUCUCAAACAAGGACAUCGAUAAGUGGCUGGCCUGAUCAGAAAUCCGAUUUCCAGAUACAAGAGGAAGCACUGUCGCCGAUGGCCGCCGGGAGCUCUAUGGAAAACUUCUCUAACGCACAUUAUGGCUCAAUACUCAGUCCUGCUUAUCCAACAAUCUCAAGUGGUAUCAAGACGAACCUGCCAGAGCUUCCAUCGGAGACCUGGCAUCUACUUGAUGUAUAUUUUUCUUAUACGCAUUGCUGGCUACCCGUUAUAGAAAAGCACGAUUUGUUAAGAAUCUCAUAUCAAUAUUCUCAAAUUAGGACCAGUGGAGCGAAGGCUAUCAGUGGCGAUCACGCACUUUUAUGGGCUGCAAUAGCUUAUGCCAAGUUUCAACAUAGAGCGAUAAACAAUAUACCUCACGCUCAAGGCUUGGUAUCGCAAGAUGUAUGGACGGCCGAAAGAAUGUAUACGCACGCAAGAGCUCUUAUUCCGAAUGAAGAAGGAAGUUUUGAUCUUGGCCAUGUGCAGGCUCUAUUAAUCUUAACCCUCACGAAUCUUGGGCUUGGGCAUUUUAGCAGGGCAUGGAUCCUUAUUGGACAAGCUGUCAGGAUUGCAAUUGAUCUUGGUCUUGAGAAACCAUUGUCUGAGGACCCAAAACCCUCAAAGCAUAGUUCGAGAUCUAAGCAUGUAUUUCUUGGAUGUUUUGCGCUAGAUACAUUGGUUGCAGCACGCUUGCGAAGACGACCGCAUUUGAGAUCAGACGACAUGGACCAUAUUGGUAUGUUGGUUGAAGAUGGCCUCGAGGAAUGGGAUCCCUGGACGGACUGUCUCACUGUCCGAAGAAAUACCGUUGGAAAUUCUAGAGUUCCCGCAUCUAUUCUGAGUACCUUCAACCGCUUAGUCCAAGUUCUCCAAAUACUAAAUGAUGCAAGUUGUGUAUCUGAUAGUUCAAAAACUGUCAAAUUCAGCACCGGUUUGUUGGAAAGGUUACAUGUCUGGAGUCAGUCCCAACCUCAGUCUUUGUAUUCUGAUUCUACCGCAAUGAAUAACGAGCAAACUUCCGCGUUGCUGCCGCAUCAUUAUCAUCUCCAUGUUGCAUAUUUUACGACGCUUGCUGAAUGCCAACUUCUUUCCCAUGGUCAACCAAAGGGAAGCCUUGAUUUAGAACCUUGUACGAGAUCGGCACGUCAAAUUGUCCACCUUUUAAAGCGGCAUUCACAUACAUUUGGACUUAUUAUUGUCCCGCCCACAUUUGAAUAUUACACUAAGAAAGCAUAUGACGUUGUCCAUGCAGUCCGACGAAGUAUAGAAAACACGCAUAUUGGUGAGCUGAAGAUUUUUUCUUAACCUUCCCGAUUUUCAUUUUUCAUUAAAAUGUACAAGUGUUCCCUGAUGUAUAAACGUCUUUGAUUGUUCCGAUUUAUAUUAUCGCAUGACUGACUCAUUGACAUCUAGUUCUUGACGAUUGGAAAUAUAACUUAGAUAUGUGCGUUUCUGCAAUGGAACCAGCUUGGCCAAUAUUUGAAUCUUUUAAAGAUGUUUCUGAAAAUGUCCUCUUAAAACAUCGACGUGAAAGCCAAGCCGCGUUUGAUCUCAUGGUUCCAGCCGCCGCGGAAACAACUCAAUCAAUCAAGAAGCCAAAUAGCACAGCCAGCUACGAAAUAAGCCAGCCUUACAGUCCUCAAGUCUUCCGAUCCCACUCAAUGAAUAGUAUGGGCGUAGCACGGCCUAACAGAAGUAAUAUGCAGUAUGCGAAAAAUCUCAUGCCUCCAACAUCACAUGUAAGUUUCAUUGAUUUCUUGAAAUCGUACUCUCAAUAUCCAAUUCCAUGUUUUACUUGUGCAUCUUUUCCGGCUUUUUGAUUCUGCUAGCUAGGGCUGCAUUGCAACAGCGGAUUCGUCAGGGUAGUCAGAAUUGCUCGAACAUUGAAGUCUUGAGGACUGAACCGCAACCAAGACCAUUGGAAACCUUGAUCCUCUACUUCCACACAGCCCUUUAUUCCUCAUAUUCCUCAAGUCUUCCCCACUACGCACUCACUGACUCUUCGAUAAUGCAGUCCAACCACUCUUUCACUGGCUCUGUGGCAGAGAAUUUUCCUAGAAUUCCAGAGAGUCCUCAUGGGAACACCACGAAUCUGAACGCCUGGAGUGCUCACCAACAAAACAAGAACCAAAACCGGACCAUCAAUCAAAUGCCCUUUGGAUUGCUACAGCAAUCACCAAACUUUCACCGAGCAACGGCACAAAAUAGCUUGGAUACUGAUGGUGAUGCGAUAUUUAACGAUUUUGCUGUCAUGGAUGCAAUGGAAUGGUAUGUUACUCACCAUCCGUAAUCGUGCCUAGUAAAUUAAGUUCCAUACUGACAAACAGCUAGGACGAAUAGUAUGGAUCAGAGUCUAGUGAAUCUCGGAUUUGAGGAUCCAGAUAACCGAAACCAGGACUUUUAUACCUUUUGUCGGGAACCUGACCCGCUCUAUUCAAACAACAGUACAUUGCAGCAAUUAUUAGCGAGCUCUGCGGCAAAUCAGUCAGGAAUCAGUGCUCAAGUGUUUGGAAACACAGGAAUGAGUAUGCCCGAUGAUGCGGGGUUUGGAAGAGGCAUAGAUUUUGCACAUGGGGAUGAAGGAAUUGAGGCUGGACAGAUACUCCAAGCAUUAAGUGCUGCCGAGGAGCAAAGAGGGAAUUCUGGUGGGAACGGUUGAUGCGUCUUCGAUCUGGAAAAGAAAGCUUUGGAGGGAUUGUAUGAUUGUGUACAAAUAAAUGCAUAUGUGCAAUAGUAAUAGUGGAAGAAUUCCUCGUGGUAUAUCCAAUACAUACAUAUAAAAGAUCGUAUAACCGCAAA
Messenger RNA from Sclerotinia trifoliorum, 4180 nucleotides. Lineage: Eukaryota; Fungi; Ascomycota; Leotiomycetes; Helotiales; Sclerotiniaceae. The record is from the annotation of a GenBank genome assembly.